This is a messenger RNA of Rhopalosiphum maidis (corn leaf aphid), 2235 nucleotides long. Its product is annotated as protein FAM160B1-like. The transcript has 13 exons. Lineage: Eukaryota; Metazoa; Arthropoda; Insecta; Hemiptera; Aphididae. The record is from RefSeq and is a predicted model, not a curated record. The coding region runs from base 113 to 2092 and encodes 659 amino acids.
UAGAUCUCUAUGGUCUAUUCUUUGGUACUUUGGUAGAAUUAUCAAUCAAUUAAUAAUAAAUAAAAUAUAAUAUUGUAAAUACUUUAUUAUUAAUAAAACAAAAUUUAUAAACAUGAUGCCAGUAUUAAAUACAAUUUUAGAUUCAGUUGUGGAUACAAUUGCUCCACCAACUCCAGCAUUUGAAAAUUUUAUUUAUCAUUGGGAAAAAUUUAUGAUUAAUUACUUGGAGUGGACAACAGAUGGACAAUUUUCUCAAACUCGGAUAGAAGAAACCAAUGUACCUGCCCAUCUAGAAAUUGUACAACAGAUAUUAUUAUGUGAAGACAAGAAUGAAGAAACUGCUACUAACUUGUGCAUGGAAUAUGUAUUGAAAAACGAUCUAUUUAAUAUGUUAGCAGUUAUAGCAGAAAAAGAAAAAUUAAUUGGUAUUAGGAUAUUAGUAUUAAAAUACAUGACAAAUCUCAUCAGUCAAUUAAAAAAUCCAGUAUUAGCACAUCAGUCUUUUUUUGUUACUAUUCAAAGGCUAAUUAAUUUAUGCGACAGUGGUUUGUAUAAUAAACAGCAACAAGAUCAGAUUCACUUUUUAUACAUGCUGUGUACACUGCUAAACAACCAACAAAAUAUUUCAAUUAUGUUUUUUUCAUAUGAAUCCAAUAUGUAUCAUUUAGAAGAAGCAAUGACAUUGACAGAAUUAAGUACAUUUAAUAGAUUAAAUUUAUUGGAUUGUGUAUUGACAUACAUCAACACUAAGAAUACAGAUGUAUAUUACAAAUGCUGUAACUGUAUAUUGUUGUUGACUAAACUAAAUGAUGAAAAUGUGAUAGACUUCAUAAUUAAUAAGACUAAACUUUGUUCAUCAUUAAGCGAACAUUUUAGAAAUCUGUUCUGUGCAUUACCUAUUUUAUUGGAUUACAAUGGACUAGAAACAAUUGAAUUAAAUUGGAGGGAUGAUUACAAUGCCACUUAUUCAAAUGAUGUCACUAAAUUUUUUUGUUGGUUAAAUUUUAUUGUUGAGAUAAUAAAAGAUGGCCAAUUAAAAAUAUCUUAUUCACUGUGUGAAUCAUUAAGAUUAUUGUUUUUUAAUAAAUUAUUUGAUACUUCAGACCAAAUAUUGUCUUCUCAUGUUUUUUUGUUAAAAAAAAUCUACAAAGCAGCAGAUCAUACACCUUUAAGUCAUACAAUAAAUUAUUGGUUACGGUCAGAACUUGAUAGUUCUUAUUACAAUAAGCAAACACCAAUAGACAUUUUAAUAAAAUUGUCUUCCACUACAGAUGAUAUUUUUGUUUUUAACGUUCUCAAUUUUUUUAUAGAUGUAUUACAUAAUUCAAAUAAAGAAAUUUUGGAUUUUAUAAUUUUACGAUUUGUCAAUAAUAGAAACUAUUAUGAAGGUUGUCGAUCAGGAUCAUGGAGUGACGAAGAAGAUGAAAGAGAAAAAAAAAUACUUUCAAAUGAAAAUAAUAUUAAUACUAGUCGAACUCUUGCACCUUCAAGUAUUGAUAGAAUAAUUAACCGGUUACUAGCAUUGAUUCCUCAAAACUUACAAUCAGACCAAUUACAUACAUUCAAAGAUCAUAUAACAGAUGUGAAGAAUAUGUACGAGGAUAUUUUUGAUAAAUGUACAAAAUUUGAUUGGCCUACAGAAGCAUUAAAUUCAGUUAAAUUAAAUGAUUUCAAUGAAGGACCGUUUUUAAGAAUGAUUUUUAAAAAAAUCAGCGACAUUCCAAAUCAAAAUUCUUCAACCACUUUGCAGUUAAAAAUUAUUUUAAUAUUUUUAAGUUCUUUACCUCACCCAUAUCUACAUGAAUACUUGCUAAAUUCGACAUUACCAUUAAAACAUAAUGUACCAUCAUUAUACAUGAUAUUGUAUCAUGUACUUAAAGAACUGCAUAAAAAGAUAUUAACAUUCCCAAAUUAUAAUGAAGAAUUGAUUCAAGCAAGAAAACGCGUUUUAAAUAAUUCUUCAAUCAAACUAUUAAAAGAAAAACAUUUUGAAGUAAUAAUUUUUAACAAUGCAGUAAUUUUAGAAGAAUUAUGUAAAGAAUUGGUAGCUGUACUAUUUGUGAAGUAUCAUCAUUCAAAUUUGGCUGAAUGAAAAUAAAAUAAUCUCUUUAAAUUUAUUAUACGGUAUAAUAAAUCUAUAAUUCAACAUAUACAUAGAAUAAACCCUAGUUUUUAUGGUACCCUUUGUUCUAAUUAUUUUUAUUAUUCUUUGAAUAUUAUUUAUUAAUUAAAAUG